AUGCACCUCUCGCACCCACAGCCAUGCCCCCACGCAAUCUCAAUACUCGCCGCCAUCAACAACGACUACCCCCAAUCCAAACCCCAAGCCUCCGAAAGGCUCAAACGCUCCACCAGUCUCAGUAGCGUCAGCAGCGCCAGCACCAUCAACAACGACUCCAUCAACGCGGACACCAAAUCCGCGGACGAGAAGACACGCAUACGCAGAUGCAAAAUCGCUCUUAGCUCUAUAACAUCUUCUUACCUGAAACGCUGCCAUGUUGUGAAUAGCACGCUUGACACACUGCCGAGUGUGAAAUGGAGUCUCAUCAAGGACUCCAUUCUCAUGAACGUAUUGACGCUCAAGAGAGCGAAAGUGGAGUCUGCGACGGUGUCGAAUGUCGUAUACAUCCGACGCGUGACAAUCACAAAAUCUACAAUCUCGGAUGUGUUGAGAGUCAAGAAGGCAACGGUCAACGACAGUUUGCUUCGACGAGUUUUACUGGUGGAGCGAUCUACGAUCAAGAAAUGUGUUGUGAAUGAUUGUAUUAUCUACAAGACAGACUUUGAAGGGAUGAGACUUGAGAAUGGGAUUUGGAGGGAUGGGUGUUUGGUGGGCAGGGUUGAUCAGAGUAGGGAGGUUGUUUUUAGGGCUUUGGAGGAGGGUGAAUAUCGAUCCGGGGUUGAGCGUGCCGGAAAACAUGAUGAGAAGAGAGGGAUAGGGAAUGGUAAUGAUUCGUCGGUGAAGGGGGAUAAGGGCGAUGAUGAGGAGGCACUUCCGGUUUACAAAUCAUGA
This is a messenger RNA of Talaromyces marneffei, 774 nucleotides long. RefSeq lists its product as uncharacterized. The record is from RefSeq and is a predicted model, not a curated record. Bases 1 to 774 code for a protein of 257 amino acids. Lineage: Eukaryota; Fungi; Ascomycota; Eurotiomycetes; Eurotiales; Trichocomaceae. The transcript has a single exon.